GAUGAGACUUCCAAGCGCCAUCCAUGUCUGAAAUGUGCUUCUGGUUAGAGAAGCACAUGGGGUCCUCGUGCUUGUGCCAUUCCCUAGCAAACCGCGGCUGUGCAGGCGAGAUGUCCAGCGCAAGCUCCGGCAAGUGCCAAACACUUGGCCCCAGCAGACCUGAUCCAGAUCACACCACGGCACCUCCAAAACCGCAGCACUGCACGUACCCUACCCAUUGUAUACCAUCACAGGCCACCGUGUCGGCGCCAGCUUUACCCUUGGACUAUAAAUCCAUGGCUAAAUGCCCUCCUAACACCACCACUUCAUCCACAGACAAAAGGCAAUUCCAGAUGGCCAAGAACCUCGCUCAGCUGGCCAAGAAGUGGCAGAGGGUGGUGGCUAUGGGGAGGAAGAGGCUCACCUCAUCAACAUCAGGGGAGGAAACCGGAGGGCCGUGUGGCACGUCGUGCUUGCCUGUGGCUGGCAAGGGUCACUUCGUCGUGUACACUACCGACGGUGCGAGGUUCGAGGUGCCGCUUGCAUUCCUUGGCACGACCGUCUUCGACGAGCUCUUGAGGAUGUCCCAAGAGGAGUUCGGCUUCACAGGCGUUGAUGGUGGCAGAAUCAGGCUGCCCUGUGACGCAUCAAUGAUGGAGUAUGCCAUGUUCUUGCUCAGGAGAACUGCGUCCUCAGAGAUGGAGGCCGCAUUCCUCAACACCAUGGUGAUGCCAUGCCACUAUCAUGCGGAGCUACAUCUCGGAGUUAGCCAGCAUUAUGAUGUCUGCAGCUCCUGAUUACCAUCUGCAGAGAUAUAGGAAAAUAGAUUAAGGAAAACACAUUGUGCGUAAGCAUUUUGAUCUUGCUGGCAAAGAAGCAAUCAAGGAAGAUGGACCGUAGU
Molecule: messenger RNA, 880 nt
Organism: Triticum dicoccoides
Lineage: Eukaryota; Viridiplantae; Streptophyta; Magnoliopsida; Poales; Poaceae
Product: auxin-responsive protein SAUR36-like
Exons: 1
Coding region: 24-776 (250 amino acids)
Biological process (GO): response to auxin
Source: RefSeq, a predicted model, not a curated record